CACCUGAGCUGUUGGGCAGAAUAACCGGAUGCUCUGUGCAAGUUUGUGCUUCUCCGUUAUACAGGAUGUGCAGUCCACCGGGAAAGGUCUUCCAGUUUUAGGGCCACGAUUGGGUCACGCAGCAGAGUGGGCCCACAGGGACACCUAGUGGAGGACAGACCUCAUGCAGAACUCAGAGGAACCAACAAAUGAACCUGCGAGUGCACAGAUGGAAAGGGGUUCGUAUGAUUUGCCGUCACAUGAAGCUCUCUCAAAAAUCCUGCUGGAGUAUCUUCAACUCCUCAAAAAGCCUCAAACUCAAACCAGGACAGAAUCUGUACCUCUUAAAAAGUCAAAGUCUCAGCUCAACCGAACGUUUGAUGUUCAAUCACCGCUCAAAAGUCCACCAAUGCCUGAUUUCGAAGAUGACCCUCAUGCAGGUGAAGUCACCGAACAUCAAACUAAAGAGCUGGAAAACUACCGUGUGGCGAUGCAUAAGAUGGCGGAUGACAUCCUGGCGCUUCGCUCUCAGGUGAGCACGCUGGAGUCUGAGAAGAGUCAGCUGCGGCGGGACCUGUCUCGACAUCAGGACCUGCUGGACGACACCGACACUGACGUCAUGACCACGAGCGAGAUGGCUGACCGGAUCGCCUCUCUGAAGUUCAAGCUGUCCAGUGAAAGCAGCAAAGCAGCCGCCCAGAAGGACAGACUCCAACAGCUCCAAAAUGAGCUCAUCAGGAAGAACGAUAUUGAGAAAGAGUUUGUCCAGCUGCAAAGAGCUCAUCAACAGCAGCAGGCUGUGCUAAAGAAAUAUCAGGCCCGGAGUGGUAAAAUAUCAGCCCUGGAGGAUACAGUUCGCCAACAGGAAAAGGUCAUUGAGAAGAUGGAGAAAACAUUGGAUGCAAAACUAAAGGAAAGAAAUAAAGAGAAUUCAGAAAAGAAGAAAUUUGCCGUGAAACAUAAAGAUGCAGAGGAGCUCAAGAGGAGAGAGAUCGAGUCUGUGCUGGCGGCAGAAAAUGCUCGACUCAGAGAAGAGCUGCACAGAAUGCGUAAUCUCCCACCAGCUGUUAUCCUUCAGCAGCCUGUGCAGACCCAUCAGCCUUUCUCAGACAGUGAGAAGCUGGAGUUAUCGACACAGCUGGCGAGAGCCGAGGGUCGAAUCCAGACACUGGAACAACAGCUGAAAGAAAACUCCAGACAGUGGGGGAAAGAGAAACAAGAGAUGUUGACCAGACUCAGUGAAUAUGAACAUGGGUUCACUCGAACAUCAACCAUGAUGAUUCAUGAUCUACCCGUGAAAAGUGUGACUGAUUCUGUAUUGGGACAUACUCGACACAGGCAACUGGAACCUCUUAAGUGACCACAUCCCAUCAGUGUUAGUAAAUUACAUUAAUAGUAAUGA
Molecule: messenger RNA, 1381 nt
Organism: Carassius carassius (crucian carp)
Lineage: Eukaryota; Metazoa; Chordata; Actinopteri; Cypriniformes; Cyprinidae
Gene: ccdc33
Product: coiled-coil domain containing 33
Exons: 12
Coding region: 164-1339 (391 amino acids)
Cellular component (GO): peroxisome
Source: RefSeq, a predicted model, not a curated record